Messenger RNA from Dentiscutata heterogama, 1873 nucleotides. The record is from the annotation of a GenBank genome assembly. Lineage: Eukaryota; Fungi; Glomeromycota; Glomeromycetes; Diversisporales; Gigasporaceae.
ACGUGAAUUUAAAAGAUAUAUAAUACAAAACACAUUAUCUAGCAUAAAAACUAUUGUCUCCGUUGAUGCUAAUGUCUCUGUCGAUGCGUGUGCAAAAAUUCACCAAGAUUACCUAACGCUGAAGGGGAAAAAUAAUAGUGACACAUAUUAUGCUGAUUAUUAUGAUUUGGAAACUUGUUUUAAAACUUUUAAAUUUAAUGCUACACGAGCAAACAAGACGAUUAACACGAUUAAAGGAAUUUUAGAAAAUUUUUACCCAUUUCUAGACCAAGCUAAAGAACCACCACAACCAGGCUUCACAUUUCAAUCUAUUGACGUAAUAAACAAGCUUGAAGAAUUGCUUAAUAAUCAAUAUAGCACAGAUUUUCAAUUCAUCACAGAUCUACAAUUUUUGCUAUUCCAACUGAAAGAUGGACACCUAUUUUUUUUUUCUAACUGUUAUAAUCAAAUAUUCACAUUUGACCAAGGACUAUCUUUAUAUUCUAUUAUCAAGCCUGACGGGAAACAGGCAAUCAAAAUAUUCAAUGAUGUAAUUGACAGCAGUUUAAUUGAUUGUGAAGUAGUAAAAAUCGACUCUCGCCCAGCUAUGGAAGUUCUAAUAGAGUUCGCAAAUGAAAAAACAUUUUCAUCCAAAGAUCUUGGUGUACGGUUUAAUUCGGUGAUAUCUUCUAUUAGCCUUGAAAAUAAUAAUAUCAGAGUAUCGCCAUUAACUCAGCAAUUCACUAAAAGUCGUAUAUUACCUGAAAAACCUAGCAUCUCAUAUGUUUUAACUUGCAACGGAUCCACUUCGACAAUCGAGCGUUUCUGGAAAAUAACAUCUGAUUUUUAUGAUAAUUUUACAGACUCGAACUCUUAUUGGAAUAAUUUUUGUGCAGCGACAACAACCCCCACUCUAUUUGACCCAUUUAAUGAUUUUGGCGAUUACAGUAAAACAUAUGAUACCAUGUUAUCCAAAGCGCAAAUAGUUUUUAAUGGUACUAGUUCUCGUUUUUACAUGCAGAAUCAGACCGGAAUUGUAUUAAUUUCCAUUUUCGAAACUACUGUUGGUGAACAAGAGCAGAUGAAAGAUAUUUUACAAGGUUUCAAUAAACUUAAUGAAAUGGGAGCAAAAAAGAUUGUUCUUGAUCUGACUGAUAAUAGUGGUGGCGUAAUAUCCGUUGCCGAAUUUAUGAAUAUUUUACUAUUCCCAAACACAAAUCCUUCUUUCCCAAGUGAUGCAAAAGUCACUAACUUUUCCAAAUUAGCAAUUCAGACAGCGACUACAGCACAAAUAUCCGGUAACAUCUUUGAGGCUCAACAAUAUGCAACAUUUUCAACUGAACAAGUAUUCAAUACUUCACAAGAUUUUAUAGGAAACAACGUAUACACACGUGGAACUCAAGUAAGCUAUACUAAUAAAUUCAUUCAUAUUGGAAAUAGAGAAAUCUUUCGACAAGUUCUUGGGAAUAACCCACCAAAAUAUCCAUGGACAUCGGAAAAUAUAAUUAUUUUAACAAAUGGUAUUUGUGGAUCAUCAUGUGCUAUGAUAACUCAACAUCUAGCAGAAUUACAAGGUGUCGCUACCAUAGCAGUUGGAGGAUUUGCAGAGACACCUUUAUCAUUUGCAUCAUUUCCUGGUGGGCAAGCUUUCAAUAGCUACGUAUUAUUUGGGAAUUUAAUCGAGUUAGGAUUACUUGAUAACCCACUUUCACCACAACCCUUUGAUAUUUAUGCUACUCUCGCAUUUCCUAUAUUUGAAAUCUAUAGCGUUAAAAAUGAUCAAGAAGUUUUGGAAUUUACGUAUAAAAAGGCGGAUCAUAGAUUAUUUUAUGACGAGAAAAGUAUCAGAGACCCUAGUUUAUUAUGGGCACAAGCCUCGUCAUUGCUUAAUUAG